Penicillium waksmanii is the source of this 1119-nucleotide messenger RNA. RefSeq names its product fungal specific transcription factor domain-containing protein. The coding region runs from base 1 to 1119 and encodes 372 amino acids. NCBI's taxonomy places the organism in Eukaryota, Fungi, Ascomycota, Eurotiomycetes, Eurotiales, Aspergillaceae. The record is from RefSeq and is a predicted model, not a curated record. The transcript has a single exon. Gene Ontology annotation, biological process: DNA-templated transcription. Gene Ontology annotation, molecular function: zinc ion binding; DNA binding.
AUGACCUAUUGGUACGAGAAUCCAGACAGACAUAAGGAUGGGCGCCAUUGGAUUGGAGUCUGCAUAUCGCUCGCAUACAAGGCAGAGCUCCAUCUCGACUACUCAGAUCAUCCAGAUUGGAACUUUCGAAGGAUUCUAUGGUGGAGCAUUUUUACACGCGAUAGACUGAUGUCGCUGGGAUUACAACAACCUCCUAUGAUCAAAGAUCAAUUUCGGUCAUCCAUCCCGGUGCUUGGAAUCGGCAAAGAUGAUAUAGUGACACCGAGGUUCCGAUCCGGUCUUGGUUUCUCAUACUACGGCGAUAAUCACGAAAAGCUAGCUCGGAUCUUUAUCGAGAAAAUUAACCUCUGUCGCUGCAUCAAAGAUGAUCUUUACGCCUGGGACUGCCAGUCUAUUAACAUGCGGCCAAUUGUUUCUCAGCCACGGAGGUCAUGUCUUUGGCUCUCAAAACUGGAGUUAGAAGAUUGGCUCCAGGCCUUGCCUAAGAGCAUAUCAUUCUCUUCGGUCCCGUUUAUGACGAACGAAUCUGAGCUCCUUCUCUACUCACAUGCCGCUUGGUUGAAAAUGGUUUACCUCGAGUUGCACAGUACUCUUCAUCGACAACUUGACUUUUUGUCGGAACAAUAUAGCCCACGCCAGCAAUUAUCUCUCGAGUCACCAAACUGUCCGGUCCUUCAAAGUGCAGUGGAAUUCACUGCAAUCUUACAAGAUCUCAACGAGAAACAUCUCACAUCUUACCUUACGACGACGAGUGUUCCCAUGAUUCUGCGGAUGGGACUCCUUCAUAUACAAGAGGUUUUUUCCGCCGAUUCGCAUGCAGACGGUGCCAGCCUUCGUCGACUGCUUCACUGCAUCUUUUCACUUCAGCAACUUGGCAGUAGAUAUGGAUCGGCUUUAUUUGUUGCUUCGUUGCUAGGAGCUCCUCGCGGCUCUUCCAUCGCUACAACGUCAUCUAGUGAGAUAUUAGCACACGUCGAUGUUGAGUCGUUGGGUCGGCUGACAUCGGCAUAUAAUGACCACUCGGUCCCAACGGUUCUCAAAAUUAGAGAGCCGUAUGAUGUCGACAUCGUCUCGGGGCUCAAGUCAAAGGUUGCCAAUUUAAAAAUAGCGGCUUCAUAA